AUGUCUCCUAGGUCCAUUCGAUCGGAUCCCUUGCAAGAAUUAAGCCGUAGUUUAGCCUUUGAAAGACUAGUGAAGCUAGGAGAUCGUAACAUCCAGGUUGAUGAUUUUAACAUCUUAACGCCCCUGGAAACUACUCGUGAUUCAGAAUUUAAGCAAAAGAGGUAUGAAGUCGGUUCGUUUGUGGUCCGAGUAGAACAUAAUCGCUUUAGCAAGCUCAACAUUAUAUAUUAUGUGUUUUACCACAACUAUAAACCCGAGGUCUUCAAGGUUAUCGCCUGUUUUGAUAACGGCACUUGCCAACUGGCUGAUGCGAAUGGUCGUCUUUUGAAAAGAAGAAUUAACAUCUCUUCCUUGAGACCUUAUCAUCCUCGUUCCAAAAAACAAAUCAAUGGUUCAAACUCUUUGUCUUCUUCCCGCCCGGGGAAAAACUGA
Molecule: messenger RNA, 432 nt
Organism: Mucor mucedo
Lineage: Eukaryota; Fungi; Mucoromycota; Mucoromycetes; Mucorales; Mucoraceae
Exons: 2
Coding region: 1-432 (143 amino acids)
Source: RefSeq, a predicted model, not a curated record